Panicum hallii is the source of this 2301-nucleotide messenger RNA. RefSeq names its product loricrin-like. The record is from RefSeq and is a predicted model, not a curated record. NCBI's taxonomy places the organism in Eukaryota, Viridiplantae, Streptophyta, Magnoliopsida, Poales, Poaceae. Bases 273 to 872 code for a protein of 199 amino acids. The transcript has a single exon.
AGGACGCCGUGCGCAGAGCUGUCCCGCCCAAUAAUAGCGCGGUUGGCGUUGCGUUGCGCUUCUCGCCCUCGCGCAUCCGCCUCCUUCCCCCGCCCCUCCAAUCCCCACCAAAACCACCCGCGCCGCUGACCGCGGCCAGGAGGGCCUCCAUCGCCGGCGGCGGGCUGGGCGGCCGGGAUCGCUGAUCGAUCGAUUGGUUGAUUGAUCGAUCGCGGCGAGGCCCGGGGGAGCCGUCCCCGGUGGCGGCCGCGCCGACGGUUCUUGGCGGUUGCAUGUAUGCGGGCGGGGAGAGCCGGCCCAAUGGUGCGGGCGGGGGUGGAGGGGGAGACGCGCUGCGGUGGCGGAGGCAGCCCGGCACGUCCUCCUCGGCGGCGGCGGCGGCAGGCGCGUCGUCCUCUUCGUCCGGCAGGGGAGAGGAGGGAGGGGAGGAGCACCGGGGAGGCGGGAAGCAGGGCAGGCGCAAGAAGCAGGGGAGGCGCGAAGCGGUGGCCAGGGCGAUCCGCGGCGGGCUGCCGGCCGCCGCGGUGUCCUGCUGGGGCGGCGGCGGCGGCGGCAGCGGCAGCGGUGGCGUCUCGAUGGUUCAGGAGACCUGCGGGAGGAGAGCGGGGAGGAGGUCGAGCCGGCGGGAGCGGGCGCCAGCCGAUGGCGAUGCCGACGGUGGUUCUGACCCGGGCACGGCCACGGCAGGGCCACCGGCGGCGGCGUGGUGCUGCAUGUGCCCUGGCGGGGACUGCUCGCUGGAGCCCAACCCGAGCGCCAACGGCAAGGAGGAUCCCGGCCUCCGCUCUCUCCUGGAGCGCAACGACUUCUUCUCCGCGGACUGCAACCCGCACGCCGACGUCGCCCCCGUCGCCGACGCUUCCUCGCCGUAGCAGGCCCGGCGCCCACACCGGUUAGCCGCAGUCCAUCCACCACCGCGCAUUGCGGCGCACACAAUUUUUACCGACAAAAAAGAGGAAAGUUCUCACUCCCCUGCGGGGUUCGAUCGGGCCAUUGAUUGAGUCUUGCAAUUCCUUUCGUGGCUUGUUCCUUGCCAUGAUCCAUCUGUACAUGUACUUGCCGCCGUGAUUUCGAGCAACGGGAAGAAGUGGAGCCGAGUGAUGGGCAGGCAGCCCGGCAUCUCCAUGCCGCCUUGUCCCGUUUGCUAUUUGCUGCCUCUGUCUCCAGACCGCGUCUCGCUGCAUUCGAUUCGACCUCAGAAUUGCUUCUGGCCUUGUGCCAUCGCUGCUAGUGGACAAGCACAGCGCAGGAAGCUAGGCUGGAGGACCAUCCCAAUUCUCAGGUGUGGUGCCAAGUGCCAGUGGAGGCCGGGCUCACAGGUCAGAGCUCACGGCCUUAGCAAUCAAACUGAAGGUCUCGUACGAGUUGAGAAUUGCGACGAUGAAGUUGUCCGAGACAAUUGCCUAGCCAAGGGACGAUGUUGCAUUCUGAACCGCCUGUAAUUUUACUGGAACUCCAGAGGAUCAAAGGAAUUUGUCUGCAACCAAAACAUCAGAAAAGGAGAAACACUGCAUGUUCGGACGACGAAGGGCAGAGCACCACCGCCGGCUGGCCGCAUUUAGCACGGCGACCGGCGACGGCUUUGCUGCUCCACGUCCAUGUCCCGUCGACGAGGACAGCACGCGAGAAGGAAAGGCCAUGUCUUUUUUUCCCCCGUCACAGGAAAAACGAUAGCAGGUGAGGGAAAGGUGCGUCGCGGUCGGCCGGCGAUUGCGAGCACCGCCGGGCCGUUUGGCGCGGCCACUUGGAUGGAUUUGGAUGGCACCCAUGCCAUGCGCAUCCGCAUCCACAUCACCAUGCUGCUGUAACAAGUAAACAUGCCAGUGGAGACUUGGGCGCGGCAGGCGGCCGUUCCAUCAGGGAUGAGCUUUCCUUCUCGUGGAAGAGGCUAGAGCAAAAAUCUUGGGCAUGAUCUGGUCAGGUUCUAAUUGUCAAAAAGGGUCUGAUGGUUCUGAUGGCGUCCUGUGCCUUAGCUAAUAAGCAUGUGUAGCUAGCUCCUCGCGCACCGGUAGCCGCAUGCAAGGUAAACUUGGUCGCUCGCCUCAGCUGGGAUAUCCGCCUCACACAAUCCUAAUGAAAUGGGACUGUCACCGUCAUACGCGAUGGCGUCUCUAUUGAGGAAUGAGGAGUUGUUUACUCGAAUCAAGCUGCUGUCGAGUUGAGACGAGCCAUCUUCUGACCUGGCCUACGGUCAUCUUCAACACCCUUAUGUCUCAUCCAUCUUCUCCCUGUAACCCAGAUGGGCUCCGCAAAACUACGUAGCAGUACUCUCUCCGUUCCGAAUUAUAGAGUAUUUUAACA